AUGAGCUUGGAAUCUGGCGAGGUGGUUUCUCUAAGUUUUUUUGGGUGUUGUAGUUCUUUAAUGGCGGAGAUUUGGAGCAUCUUUGUUGGGCUUAAGCUAGUGGAUACUCUAGGCUACGUGAAGGUGGAAGUUGAGACGGACUCCAAAACUGUUGUUGACAGUGUCAUGCAAAGAGACAACAAGAAGCUGGUAACUUGUAAUCUGGUGCUUCAAAUCAGAAGUUUGAUGGCUAAAUUUGAAGUGGUUGAGCUUCAUCACAACUUUAGGGAAACUAAUAAGUGUGUCAACAUACUUGCUAAGGAAGGGAAGAGUUUGAAGGGAGACACUAUCUUUUAUCAGGAAAUCCCAAGAUGGCUAGUGCAUCUUGUGGAGAGGGAUACUAGUGGAGAGUAUUCCACUAGAAUAGUUGUUUUGUAG
Messenger RNA from Vicia faba (fava bean), 417 nucleotides. The record is from the annotation of a GenBank genome assembly. NCBI's taxonomy places the organism in Eukaryota, Viridiplantae, Streptophyta, Magnoliopsida, Fabales, Fabaceae.